This is a messenger RNA of Penicillium paradoxum, 3450 nucleotides long. RefSeq lists its product as uncharacterized. The transcript has 6 exons. Lineage: Eukaryota; Fungi; Ascomycota; Eurotiomycetes; Eurotiales; Aspergillaceae. Gene Ontology annotation, biological process: vesicle fusion with Golgi apparatus; endoplasmic reticulum to Golgi vesicle-mediated transport; intracellular protein transport. Bases 1 to 3450 code for a protein of 1149 amino acids. The record is from RefSeq and is a predicted model, not a curated record. Gene Ontology annotation, cellular component: endoplasmic reticulum; ER to Golgi transport vesicle membrane; cytoplasm.
AUGUUCCGAAUCCUCGAGUCGCAAGCUCCGGCCAAACAAACGGCUACGGACACAAUUGAGAUAUUGAGCAGUAGACUACAGAGUGCUACAUUGUUGGAAGAUCGUCGGGCAGCAAUCCAAGGUCUCAGAAGCUUUGCAAAACUCUACCCAGCAUCAGUCGCUUCUGGUGGUCUGCGAUCAUUGAUUAGCAGUUUACGCAAUGAUGGUGAGGAUGUGGACACCAUCAAAGUGGUCCUCGAGACCCUUUUGAUGCUCUUCACACCUGAUGAAUCUAGUCCCGAAGCAUCGGAUGAAAUAGCUCUGUGGCUCGCAGAUGAAUUUACUCAGCGACAAGAUAAUAUAACAACCCUACUCGACCUUCUCGAAGCCCGAGACUUCUACUCCCGUCUCUAUUCACUUCAAUUGAUUUCCCACAUUUGCAGUGCACGACCAGAACGAACACAAGAAUGUAUUUUCACAGCGCCGCUAGGUAUCUCCAAACUAGUCAGCGUAUUGACAGACGCGAGGGAGCCCGUACGGAACGAGGCCCUCGUGUUGUUGAUCGCCUUGACCCCCGCAUCGGAGGAGCUACAAAAGCUUGUGGCAUUUGAAAAUGCAUUCGAGAUACUCUUCUCCCUCAUCGAAGCAGAGGGAGCAUUGACUCAUGGAAGCGAGGUGGUCGAAGAUUGUCUCUCGUUAUUGGCUCAGCUAUUGAAGUUCAAUGUCUCCAAUCAAUCAUUUUUCCGCGAGACCGGUUGCGUGAAAAGAGUCACCCAACUCCUUCACGAAUGCCAACAUGAGCCAGAAGACAAUGCAUCAACGCCAGAAUGGACCCUGAUCCACCGAGACAAGAAUGUUUGGGGCCUAUUGGCUAUCAUUCAAUUGUUUCUGAUUCGCGGUGGGGUGAGCACACCUAUCAACCAGACGGUAUUCUGGCAAAAUGGCGUAACAGAACAAGCCCUAAGCAUUGCGUUUGGUCAAAAGUUUAGUGUCAACGUGACAUCUAAGGCUUUAUCGACCUGUGCCGACCUAAUCCGUGGGAACUCACCGCUGCAAGAGAGAUUUGGUGACAUUGAAGUCUUGUGGGGCUCUUACCCAGGCAGCGACACGGCUACCAACGGCCAUGUGAAUGAACCCCUACGAAUCAAUGUGAUUGAAGCAUUCCUGAAGCUCAGUCUUGAGCCUGCCCCGAACAGCCUCUUGGAUGCACGACUUGCUGCGUGCGAGUGUAUGAAGGCAUUUUUCGCUCAACAUUCUGGUAUCCGUAUGCAUGUACUCCGACGAGCGAUUGAAGGGCAUACCAGUGGACAGGAUCGAAUCCCGAAUAUUCUAUCUGUUUUGCUUGUUGCUCCGGAAGCGCGAGGAAACGCUGAUCCGUAUCAAGUGUGGAUGGCUUCAGUCUUGAUGUUCCAUCUGCUGUUUGAUGAUGCCGAGGCGAAGGCAGAGGCUAUGCGGGUCACCGAAGGCGAUGCUGAAAGCGGCGAAGAAGUGGUCACCAGUGUCCAAUUCGUGAUUGGGAAUCUGAUCACUGGCUUGCAACGCGGAGACGAUGAAAGAAUCACAGUUGGUUAUCUCAUGUUGCUUUGCGGAUGGCUCUUCGAAGAUCCUGAUGUCGUCAAUGAUCUUCUUGGAGAGGGCAGCAGCAUUCAGACCUUGUUGCAGGAAAUUAAGCACCAGCGUGCUCCGAGCAAAUUGGUCCCUGGCCUGUGCACAGUGUUGUUGGGUAUCAUUUAUGAGUUUUCUACCAAAGACUCCCCGAUCCCUCGUAUCACGCUUCACAAACUGCUCCUUGAACAGCUUGGGAGGGAACAGUACAUUGACAAAAUAACAAGGCUUCGAGAAUGCCCAUUAGUUCGCGACUUCGAGGUUCUUCCCCAAACUGCCGGUGGUCAGCUCGAAGGUGGACUGCCGGAGGUAUUUUUCGAUCGUGCGUUCGUUGACUUCCUCAAAGACAACUUUAGCCGAGUGCUUCGUGCCAUUGACCGCGAACCCGAGUUUGAGAUUUCCGUUGUUACGAAUGGCGUUGAAAAGGGCAUUUCACGUGAGCUUGUCGAUACAUUGCGUGCAGAGAUUGAAGAUCGAACCCAAACCCUUCAGAAAUUGGAGACAGAUCUCAUUAGUAUGCAACAAAAGCUUGACCAAGAACAACUGGAUCACCGAAAGACAAAGGAAUCCAGCACGGUAGAGUUGUCAAAGAUCCAACAGACCCACCAGUCUCUACAACACACCCAUGCACAAGAAUUAUCGCAGCAAUUAUCAAAGCUCGAAGACCAACAUAAGAAUCACAAAAACGAAUUACUGAAGCAGCAUGGUGAUCAGCUCCGUGCCAUCGACAAUCAACUCAAGGAAGUUUCGGCGGAUUCUGAGAGCAAGAGCAUCAAAGCGAAAGAGGCAAGAGAGCAACAUGAGCAAGAAGUUGGUGGUCUACAGCAAAAGAUCCGUGGCUUGGAAGCAGAGCUUUCUCGCAUUCGGGAACAACAUACCAGAGAAGUCUCCAAUCUCAAUAAGAAACUCCAGGAGUCGCAAAAUGCCAUCAAACAAGCCAAGAAUGCCCAUGGUGAGCAAGUUACUAAGCUUGAGAAAAAGAUUCAAGAUCUUGAAAGCACUGGGAAGUCCCACAGUGGUCAAGUCGAUAGCCUCAGCAAGAAAAUUCAAGAUCUUGAAAGGACUGAAAAGUCCCACAGUGGUCAAGUUGAUGGCCUCAACAAGAAGAUCCAGGAGUUGGAAACCUCGAUCGCCCAAUCUAAGGAGACCCACAGUGGACAGGUGAUUGAUCUUGAAAAGAAGAUCCAAGAACUUGAAAACACCAACAAGGCCAAGGAUGAACAGGUUGCUGAUCUCAACGAGAAAUUGCAGAGCCUGGAAUCUACAUUAGCUGGAAGCAAGAAGCAGCACGAGACGGCAGUCGCUGAUUAUAAAAGCAAGCUCAAAAGCUUGGAGUCCGAUCUCUCUGCAGCCAAGCAGCAAAAUGAGACUGAAUCCGCUGGCCACAAGGAUAAAGUUGGAACCCUAGAGUCAAAUCUCGCCACAGCCAAGAAAGAACACGAAGCUCAGAUCGCGACACUGAAGCAAUCUGUUACGGCCCUUGAGUCAGAUCUUGCCAAGGCUCAGAAAUGUAGCGAUGAUCUCGAGAGAGCCCAAGAAGGCGCCACAUCCCGGACCACCGCUUUGGAAGCACGAGCCAAGGAGGCUGAGGAAAAGGCCAAGGAGGCUGAAUCACGCGCUCGCAGUGCAGCUGAAGCCCUCAAAAGUCUCCAGGCCCAGCUUGACAAGGCUAAUGCGGAAUCCAAAGAAAAGGAGGAGGCUCGCCAGUCUGCUCAAUCUGAACUAGAAGACCUGCUGAUCGUCUUUGGAGACCUAGAGGCUAAGCGAAUGGAGGACAAGAACCGUUUGAAGGAGCUCGGAGAAGAAGUCUCAGAGGCCGAGGAUGACGACGAUGAUGAUGAGGAUGAGGAUGAGGAAGAUGAGUGA